GGAAGAUUUUUGCUCUUGUGUUAGCCACGUAUACUUUUUGUUUCCGAUCUUCGCUCCGCUGACGGUCCGUGACGCAAGUUGCGUGCACUAAUGGUAACAGAUUAGAUAGCUUUAGCUUGACCAUCUCCACCGCCGCUUCCGCUACCGCGCAGCGGUACAGGGGUUAACAGAUGCCGAAAGGUUACAAGGUAACUGCUCAGAUGGCCACACAGGCAAGGUAAUUCCACACAGGCGAGCGCGCAGCUACUUCGAACGCCGUUUCACGUUCUUUACCAACAGACUACAAAGCCUGCUUGUGUCCCAGACUGCGCCAGGAUCGCUGUCGCACAACAUAAAUAGCGAUCCUAUCGGUGGCGCUAUGGAGGUUAUCCAAGAGUUACACGCGUAUGGCUGAAUCUUCCUGUUCUGGAUGUCGCAGGUCGAGAGUCACCGGCGCAGCUUGCAGCCAUGCGGCGCCGUCGGAGCCUCCAAUUGCUGGGCUGGCUCCUGCUGGCCGCGGUGGCUACGCUCGCGCUGCUGGGCGCUCCGCCGUGGCCCUCCGGCGGCGACUACUCGUCGACGGGCUCGGCGCCGGCCGAGCUGACGCGCCACCCGUUCUGGACGUACGACCCGGUGCUCCAGGAGCCGCGCGACGUCCGUCAGCUGUGCUCGCUGCCCGUCGUACACCCGCUCCACCCGAGCGUGUGGCCGCACCUCAAGCGCACCGUGCCCAUACAUUGCAAGGUACGGCAACCGUGGCUGACAUUCGUGGAUGUCCGAGGAAACCUGCGUUUCAACCACAGCUCGGGGUACAAGCUCAGUUCCCUGCGCUGCUCGUACACCCCCGCAGAACGGGACGGAGACGACCGAGUCAAAUAUGGAGACCCCGUGCCAUUCACUCGCGACGGCACGCCCCUCGCGCACGACGUGGUCUACGUUUCAUGCCGGAACUACUUCGAGAUACCCAUCUACUCCAACGUCCACGCAGUGCUGCGCAUUCCAAAUGCGAUGCAUCCGCAGGGUUCAUUGACCUCACCACCGCCGCAGGACGUCUACGGUGGGAAAUCAGCGUCGCCGCCAUCCGACAGACACGAUCGUCCAAGCGUCUUAGUAUUUGGCCUUGACUCGAUCUCGAGGCUAUCGAUGAUGCGGCUACUGCCGAAGACUUACGCCUUCCUCACUGAUGUUCUCGGUUCCGUCGUCUUUCGGGGAAUGAACAAGGUCGGCGAUAACACCUUUCCCAACCUGGUCGCGCUGCUGACCGGCAUGGAGGCCUACACGCAGCUGAAACAUCCAGGCACGAAGGGCAAAACAUUCGACGACGUCCAGUUCAUCUGGGACGAUUUCAAACGCGAUGGAUACCUGACACUCUUCGCCGAAGACUUUCCCGAGUAUGGAGUCUUCAACUACCUUGCGCGUGGUUUCAGGGAUCCGCCGACUGAUUUUUAUUUUCGUCCCUACUGCCUCGCCAUGGAGAACUCGUUCCUGGCGAGGACGAGCUCGAACCUUUGCUACGGCAACGUUCCCAAGCACAAGCUCCAGAUUGACUACGUCCGGCGGUUCAUCGAAGUCAACAACGGGUCGCAGCCCUACUUUGCCUUCUCAUUCCUCGUCGAGAUAAGCCACGAGUACAUGCAGCAGGUAGCCGCGGCCGACGAAGACAUUGUGCAGUUUCUUACUGAACUCCGGGAUCGUGGCCAUCUAGACAACACGUUCCUCUUCUUCCUCUCCGACCACGGGCACAGGUUCGACUCCAUCCGCGAGACCUUCGUGGGCAGGCUCGAAGAACGGCUGCCUUUCUUCGCCGUCAGACCGCCUUCCAGAUCGUCAUGGCUGAAGCAGGCUGCACCGAACAGCCACGGCAGUCCCGCCAGCGACUCCGUUUUGGCGGACAAUUCGCUCGCGGAGUCUGGGACGACGAAAUCUCUGUUCGAGGCACUACAGUCGAACGCCGGUCGACUAACGACACCUUACGACACCUACGAGACGUUCAGGGACAUCCUGUUUCUAGGCCGCGACGGGCGUUUCGCGGACAAACCCAAAUCUGACUAUGGCGUCAGCCUGUUUCGUGAGAUUCCUCUCAGCCGAACGUGCGACCUUGCGCGGAUUCCGGAGCAGUACUGCUCGUGUGACGCCGAGGAACCGAUGGAGCUGUCCAGUAAGAUCGUCGAAAGGGCGGCGCUGGCGCUUGUCGACAAGGUCAACAGCCUACUUGAAGUGGGCCUCGGGAACAUUUCGUCCCGGUGCGCGCACCUCACGAUACGCAGGAUUCAGGACGCGCGCGAGGUGUUCAGUAGUGUCGGAAGCUCGUCCACGUCGCCGCCAUCCGCGAGUUCUCCAUACCCUACUAAUGUUGUGGGGCACAAAUUCACCAACGUCGGCCGCCAUUUUGCCAGCGUGCGCAGGGUACGCGUCACGGUAGUCGUACGACCCAGCGAUGCCAUGUUGGAGGGCCUGCUCCUCAUGCGAGAGCACGAGCGGCCCGUCGUCUUCGACGACGUCAGCCGCAUAAACAAAUACGGCCGUCAGUCCUCAUGCAUCGAGCACCAGACGCUGAGGAAGUACUGCUACUGUAUUCAUAACCAAUAACCGAUGUCGCCUCGAUUACUUGAGAAUGCUGUUUCUGAGGAGGAAAGCGCUGUCUCUACAGAACCUAGAGACCAAGAUCUUGCUUGCUCAUUUUGUUUUGUUUUCGCCACUAGCGUAGCGUUUUGGUGAACGUUUCUUUGACAGGGACGCGAAACUGCCAAUAUGUGUGAUACCUAACUGAUCAUCGCCCGCUCGCAACGCGUGAGGCUGUUACGUCGCUUAUCGUCAAGAACUGAUAUAUUAAGGGCUUAAGACUCUACCAAGGUGUUUAAUAUUAGAGUUUAUACUUGCCAUAUUUAUAACAGUUUGACUGGUCACGGAGAAUGAGUGAGUAUUGAAGGGUGCUUCGUUAAUUCUUGGGCGAGUCAUAUUCCAUCUGAAUGAGUGGUGUAAAAUAGCCGCUAACUCGUAGUUUUCGUUUGGUCAAAGCAGAUGCAAUGCGAUGUAAAGACGACUGACCGAUUUCGAUAACCGAGACGUGAUAUUUCCACAGCGCGCUGCCAACAAAAGCGUCGCACUUGUGAGUCACUUCAGGAAACAGAUCUAACUUAAUGCAAUUCAUCGUUGCGCUGAGCUUGCUUGCAAUUGCGCUUGGCACAAGCGCAGUGUCCGCAUGUUUCUGCCUCUCAUGUGGUAGGUAACUCGAAUAUUCGUGCCGUAAGGGAUUUUGGAAUUUAUUGACCACGUGCAAAGUUAUUUUCGAAGAGUAACUUCACCUCAGGUGGCAAUGAAGUAACCGAGAGUUUUUUGAGAAAUAGGUCUUUGUACAUUUGAAAUGUUGCUGUAUUGUUCAAGAGAACAAAAGCCAGUACGAGAUCCUUGCUGCGUAAAUUGUUGAAAAAGCGAAUACUUCUACUUCACUUCUAUUGUGGCAAACCUGACCGUUUUUAGGAUGAUGCGGAACGGAAAGGUUUAUUGUCUCACUUUGGCGCCUGUUUCUACAAAUAUUUAUAGCGAUGCGAUGUUGAACUGAAUUAGAAACGGUCCCUAACGCACGCUACUGCUGAUUACUAGAUUGCGUUUGGCGCAAGCAUGGACAGCUCAUUCAUUUUUGACAAGCGGUUCUAAGCUAAGGCUUAGAACAGAUUCCUGAUCAUUGUGAUGGUCGCUUGAUGGAAGCAUCUGCAAUGCUUCCCUAGCUAUUAUAUCGGGGCUUUUGUCAGUUUGAGCUAAACGCUUAUAGCUAAUUUAAAAUGCGUGGUACCUGUCGCAUUGAACAGGAAACAUAAGAAUAAACAAAGCCGCUCAACAGACCACUCAUAACGAUCGUGUUAUACACCGAUGUAGGUUUUGCGCUUCGAACAUAGACCACUUUGUUUAGUUCAGUGUGCAGACCUGUUGGCUUUGGCGGGAUAGCGCAGAGGAACUGUGCUGGGGCCACAUGCAUCAUUUAAGUUAAAUGUGUUUGAAACAUACACUGAUGGAUCCACGAUGUGAGUGCUUCCUGAAGAAGAUGCAGAUCCUGCUCACUGGGUAUAAGUGUGCCGACUUCGAGCACUGCAGAAUGCACUGACAUGUGAAAUGUGUGUUUUUUGUGCAUUUGCGAGGAGACUUGACUACUGACUUCAUCGAUGGACAUCUUCUGAAGUGUUGUUUCGGGUUAAUCGUCUCAAGUAACUCCUGGACAACUGACUUUUAAAUUCUUUUUGACCGUUUUCUGCGAAGAGUGCAGCGCGGUGCAGUGCAUCGCGUAUUUGUGUGUCCGUGUGUGCAAUGUUUCAACAAGCGAUAUUAUUGUCUUUUGGCUUGUGGAUCGCUGGCGAUCCCGAACAUUGUCAACUUUGUUCUCUCUGCUUCACGUGUCUUGUCCGUUUAUUUACAAUGCUGACAGGCAUCAGCAGUUUGAACAGUGAUUUUCUUUCCUGAGAAUCUGGUAGGUGUGAAUCCCAUAACUUAAACAAUUUUGUGUGGAGAGAACCGUGCGCGGCAACAUUCGUUGCCCCCUUUCCCACGUCUCCUGGAACGUGUGAGUGUGCCUAUUUGCUGGAUAACUUUUGCUUUCUUUUCUUGGUAGGCCCACUUUUUUCGUGGUCCUGCUUCGUUCUGCGUGCAUAUUCGUGUGCAUAUUCGUUGUGCGUGCAACUGCUUGCAUAUUAAUGCUUCGGUUCUCGGGCCGUGUGUGUCGCGACUGCGCUUUUGACCCGCACUUUUUUGCCCACUUCGUUAGAAGGUAGCAUGGGCGUCGACAUAACGCUACCACGUGACUUUCCCCGGCGAGCACAUUCGCAAUCGGGCCCUGCCUUCCUUGAUUUCAGUUUGCAGAAACCGUUAUGCUCAGUUCUCUUUAAACUGAAAGAGCACUGUCUUAAAAAACGAAAAAAAAAAAACGCAGUCGGUCUCUGCCAUUCCGUGGCGUGCCACGACGUAAAAGUGACGCAGAAAGUGAGAAAAACUCGGGGAGAGCACUUACUCCACACGGCUGCCCUUUCCCUGUUUUCGCAAUAGCGAACGUGCUUGUUCCUUGGCACAGUUUUUAGGUGCCCGCAACGCCUUGAAACCGCAGUUAUACCAGUCAUCAUCAGGGUCUCCCGUUUCUGCUCAAAGCACAAGCGACCGCCUUUGACAAAUCCUCGACGUGUUCAAGCUUGGCGCCUGUAAAAUGUAGUUCUUACGACAAGCGACUCUGCACCUCGUUGACCACAAUGCCUCGUGAUGAAACUAAAACGAACCUAGAGUCCCAGUAGAGACACUACAUGCCUCUCCGACCUUCACUGACGCCCCGGUUUUCUGGCCCAUUUAAUUAGGUCAGCCGCCGGAUUUCUUGGGCCGACUACAUCAGGCGUGACUUGCUCGUUAGCGUUAAGUGCCCGCAACGAAUAAGUGGCCGAUUCGCUGCUUUCUGGUUCUUUCUGACAGCGGGACAUUGCGCUUACGGCAGGAGUUGAUCGAAGCCGACAGUGCUCGUGUUCCAUAGAUGCGUGCGGUGUUCAGUUAGUUGGUUGAUGACUUGAGGCUGCGGCAUUGGGCUAGAUGGCUCAUGACACAGCACUUUGCGAUUUGUGUUCAUUUCUGUCAGUCUUCGUUUUCUGCACUGUUUACCUUUUAAAGUCAUGUUUCACCGUUGAUAACUACCUAUGGAAUAUUUUAAGAGUUAUCGUGAGUAGACUGAGGGGUUCACCUAAGAUUAUACACUGUGUCCUUUAGGGGAAGACCUACGAAAUGAAAGUUCCUCUCGCAGUUACACCUGCUUGAGCAGCGAUGCAUGAAGCGGAACGCGCUUGGUCAAGCUCGACCGUAAUGGGUAAUUAACCGAUGCUUAUCAAGAACCUUGAUUGUAUGCGCCUUGAAUUCAGUGGUUCUGUGAUUCGCUAGUUCGACGCUUGUAGUAGUGAGACAUGGUGGGAUAACGAGUCACUAUCACUUAAAUCACGCGAAAGGUAAAUGACGGCAGAGUCGCCAGUGGUGCAGUGUUUUGUACUAUGAUUACUAGCGGUAAGUUUGGCGCUAGAAUUCUUACAAAACCGCGGGAAUUGCGGCAGUACGCCGAUACUUCUACCAUUUGGAACGGAUUCGUUUAAAAAGCACAAUGACGCUUACUUUAUUCCUCCAGUUUGGCUAAGGCUGUCUGUCGCCUGCUGACACAUUCUUUUUAAAGCAGGUGUGUGCUUUGCAUCCAAAUUAGCGAUCUUCAGAUGUUAAUGUACAGGGAAUAAGAACGUCCUGACACUUUUGAGUGUGUGUUGUGCUAAAUCUAGAUGGCAUUUGUGGAGGAACGCUCAACGUAUUUGAAUAUUAGGCAGCUUUAUUUGUGACGUACCGAAAUUGAUAAGUUUGUAAAAAUCCGACGGCUAAAUGAGACUUAUUACUGCGUUACAAAAGCGAUACGAUUAGAUGAAACCAAGAAACCAGGAUUGAGUUCAGAGCCAAAAUGGAGAUGUUUGGACAAAUCCUUGUAACGCUCAUCAUUGUCAUGAUGUAUGAAUCUCUGUACUUACGACACUGCAGGCGCCAUACGGCCACAUUUUGCUUUGGGUUGAUUUGUUUCCUUUCCCCCUGACUCGUUCUCGCUGUCCAAGUGGUAAAUCUGGCUUUACGGCUUAAAGGCGUAACCGACGUGGCAGGAAUUGUGCGUCUAUGCCUUUGAAGAGUGGCGUUUCAUAACACGUGAUCUAUCGUUUCGGAUACAUGCAUGGGGGGUGCAGCCGGGAGGGAUUUUUUACAUGGGGUUUCGUAUUUAUAGCCACUGUAAGUACCAGAAAACGUUGUUCUUUAACUGGUUAUAAUGGGCGUAAAAUUUAACCUGAGAUCAUAAACUUAGUCUGAAGAAACAGAUAUCACAACGCCAAAUGCGUCAUUGUUUACUGAUUUACGCUCCUUUCUUUCUCUAUCUCUACUUUCCUGUCACUUUACCUCCCCCUCCCCUCUCUCCUAAGCGUAUGGUAGCAAACCGGAUCUUCCCAUCUCGUUAACCUCCCUGCCUAACCCCCUUUCAUCUAUCUCUCUCUCUACGCUACCUGGAGAAAUGCGCUUCAGCAAAGCUAUUUUCUUCGGAAGCACAGCACCGCAAAGUGCCGCGAAAGAAAACGAACAUGGCGUCCUGCUUAUUUGUUUGCUUUUUUUCGCAACCGAAACGUUUGCUGCGAGACGUCGAACUUUUGAACCAUUUACCAGGUAACCUGGUAUUGACUGCUCUCUGGGGAAGGCGACUGGGAGCGACGGCUCUCGUGAGGUUAAAAUGACGUCAGCGCGACGAAAUGAAUGUUUUUUUUUUACCUGUUUAGACUUUCUGCCGUUGUGGAAGCUAACGAAUGCUGGCCUGAGAUAUUGGUUUUCCUGCGUGCCAGUCGAAAAAAACUUCAUAUUUCUGACAAACGACCUUCUAUAAAGACAGCCGAACUCCCGCCCUUUCGGCAGCAAAAGCAAAAUAAAGCACGACUGCCAGGUUUGACCGAGAACGGGAGGAGAAUUUUCAGUUGGUCUGCCAUAAAUUGCAUUUCCAUCUACCGAAAACGAACACCUGCCGUCGACCGAGCCUGUCAAGCCGCUUAUCAGGUUACCCACAGCGAAGAAAGUUUUUGCGAAUGGCUGUUGUCGAGCUUCUAAAUUGCCAACAAAUAGUAUAGUAAAUGGUAACCUGAUAGUCGUUUGAAAAUUUCCACUGGAACACUCCACUGCAUAGUGUACGCAGCGAUUACCACUCUACCGAGUUCCCUCGCAUGUAUGCACGGCUGUCUCAUUCAGUUUUCUCUGCUGAACAAUCAGUUCGGAUGAUGGUCACUUAAAGACAAAGUAACAAAAACUAAUGCUUUAUGCUGAAAACGUAAUACUGCCUAUUACAAUACGUUACUUAAUACGUAACGACGUUUAAAAUAUCAUCCUAGAAAAUCUGAAAAUCUUGGAAAGCGAACUCUUCUAGAAUGGAAUGGAAAAUGGAAUGGAAAAACUUUAUUAAGGUCCUUCGGAACGUGCACUAGCCCGUAGCGGGCCGCUCCCACGUCGUGACAGAAAGGCCUAGCCUCUCCCCCACGCCGCGGGCCCGUUGGACUGCCCAUAGUUGUGGUUCAAUAUCCGGACUACGUAGAGCAGCCUCCCAUUUGAACACUUCUAGAAUCCAGAAACAAUAAAACUAUUGAAAAAGGCUUGGAGAAAAUGGGGCAAACUGCUUAGCAAUAGUAUCAUUAGAAGUAAAAUUAGGAUGUUUAAUUGCCAAAAGUGCAGCCACUUUGAUGAUGUUUUUUUUUUCAGUUUUCUUGAAAAGGCAGCCAGCGCUAGGAGUUACUCAUGGCCAGGUACAGCUACACAGUGCCACGUGGCACUGUUGGCGUUGGAUAUCCAAUUUUACCAGUCAAUUGAAUCCAACUAAAUUAAAUAUCUGCUUGUUAAUGAAAUGCUGUGGAUCCCUCAAUAGACACCUGACGGCUGGCCUUACGGCAGUUAUACGGUAUAUCUUUGGAAGCAUGGAUAACGAUGUGUAUUGUUCAUCAGUUUCAGUUCGACAGACACUCUGCAUACAUGACGGGGCAUGUAUAUGUAAGCCCAUUUUUUCGUGUGUUCCGUGCCACGGUAAUAUUCUUGGUGUUGUCAUUAACGCUUAAAGAAAUCCUGAAACGUAUUAGAGAGUAUUGGAGAGAAGUGCCGAAACGGGCUUCCGGAAAGCAUAAAAGUGGCUGUAGGGUACAAAUUAGACAUCACGGGAAAUUAAGAAUUUGGGUAAGAGGGAAGCAUUAGAUCAGACAUAAGAAAUACUGUUGAUGUUACCGUUGUAAUUGAAAAAAAAGAAGGAAGAAACAGAAAGAAUUGAGAAGGCGCUAGCAACUGCCUCCAGAAAGCAUAAAAAAGGGCACAGCAAAUGAAGAUAGAGCUUAGACAAAAAAAAAAAAAAAAAACAAGGAAGACAAGGAGAACUUUCAGAUGGCGACCGUAAUAACUCUACGAGCUUCUUGGUAAAAGCGCCCUGUGUUGUAAACUAACUGGAGCGUUUACCACGUCACUGAGUCCUCAUUGCAUCCCCCUGUUUCGAAACAAGUAGCUUUUGUUUUCUAGAUCAUACUUAAUGACGCAGAGUGUUGUCACCUACAUAACGAAUCAUUAAGGCAUCAUCUAUACAUGUGACGCUUGCAGAGCCUCUCCGCAUAUUUCGCUACUUUGCAUAUUUCGCUACUUUGCAUACUUACCACCGCGCCUUUCUUCAAUCGGUAGCUCCGUAGUUAAUCCUUGAAUAUUAUUAUGUAUUCUUCAUACUUACGUGGAAGUAUACACCGAAAUAGUAUAUAUACCCAGGUUGAACAUCAUAUAUAUAUUACCAGGAUGUAGGCAACGGGUUUUUAACAGCAGAAGUUAUUUUGAGAGGAGCCCUGGCAUUUUGCUGCAGUUUCAGGGCCCUGUAUAACUGCCACGAACAAUCACCUGUGACAAUUUCAUCGCAUUUCUUCUACACUUAGGUUAGAGCAUGAAGUUCUUGGAAGAGAAAAGCGCGUAAGCAAAAGAACUAGCAUAACAAAGUCGGUCGGAGUACUGAGAUGCCUAGUCAAUGGGAAUAUUCUACAGAAAAGAAAGCAGUUGCGUUUAAAAACGAAGCUGGCUAUAAUGUUAGGGUUGGGGCAGAGUGAAAUAAUUCGGACAAAUAAAAACGCAUGCCAGUGUUUACUAUUGUGAGUGCUUUUGUUUAAAGUAGGUUCAAGGGCUUCGUCUUCACCAUGCGUACAGGAGGGCUUAUGAGGACAGCGAACCGUGAUGUUAAGGUACCAGAUUUGGCACUGGAUGCACUCUAUUCUAUGCUUAGAAAGGGAUUAUGAGAUGCUGUAAGCGUUGCCGCAGCCUCCACGCUAUUGCGAACAAGAAUGUUUUCCAGUAUACCCAGCGAUUUUGAUGAAAAUGUUGUUAGAUUUAGAAACGAGUGAACAAGGUCAUUUUUUUAGGCGGAAUUAAUUUGGGUUGGCAAAAUACCGCCACAUCACGCCAGAAAUACUGCCAACAAGUCUGCCUGUGUGAGGUGCGAGUAAAAGUGCUGAAGUGUAGAGGAAGGCGGCUGGAGGUUGAAAUAAACGCUUCAUGGGUGGAAGGCUAGGUAGGCAGGGUAAUAAGGACCACAAGAAGACAGAAAUAGCAAGAUAUAAUGAAGACUGUGAUUAUGAACCGUGCCUGUAGCUUCAGAUCGAAAUUGACAUGCUUGUCACGUGGCGUCCUUGCGGAGUGAUUUUUUCUCGGUGCUCCACAUUGCAUGCUCGAUUGGCUCAAACUGGCUACAAUGAAGGACCACAUCACAUUUUGCUGGCUAAAGAAUAGAAAACAUGACUGAAUUUUCCUGCAUGCAAAAAGAAAGAAAUUGUAAUGUCGUCUGCACAAUACAGAUUAAAAUUACAACAUUGCGAGUUGCCGUUUAUAAAGUGACAUGUGAGACCAGCCGGCUGAGCGUUAGGACGGCGGGUAAAGUGUGACUUCAUUACUUCCUUCAUUGCUUCACAGGAGCUCCAGGUGAACAUGCUUAAAAAUGUGGUCAAAAAUAAUUAUUUUUGUCUAAAGUAUCGGGUCUUCAUUAAUGCAAUGUCAUAAAUGUGAGCAAAAUAUUUAUAUCGCACAAUAUUUCUUAGGACAGAGUGUUUCAUAAUUUGCAUUGAGCGUCUUAAUUUAGUGGAAGCUAUAGAAACAUUCUUGAUCAUCAUGGACGUCGAGUAGUUCCAAGUAUGUAAGCCUGCUUUCUUCGCCGGCGCGUUCAGUAUAUUGUAUGUUCGCUAUUUAGGAAGCGGCAGUUUCGGUGGAGACGUUUAGAAGAGAUGCUACCACUUUGGGCGAUGCAUAUUACAGAAUAUAACGAUUAAUGCAACAUACUUCCGAUUUCGUUCGCGUAAAGGCGUACCUUCCUGCAGGAUGACAGGGGUCAGCUGAAGAACGACUAAGUAAGAAAAUGGCGUGCCAAACUGUAUAAUAACGGACUCGAGAACACGUAAAAGCUAGCUGAAGAACAUUUGCUUUCCUUACCAACCGUAACUUAUGGCAUAGCACUGCGUUCGAAGUUCCAUGGCUAAAUUUUUCACACGCUAGUGGCGUCAUACACUGUAAUGCACACCAUUAUCACCGUUAUUCGCACAUUUCGGUGUGGUUUUAUUCCGGUGAGGACCGUUGUAGUUUGCGGCUUACGAGCGCGAAAUUAUCUUACUAAAUUCCCAAGCGAACGUUGUGCUAAAACCGAUGCUUCGCCAAUAUUUACCAGUUCAUACACGCCUCCUCGUGAAAAAAAGCAAACAGCAGCGGCGUUGUUGGAGAUGCUUGUUGCUAAGUACGCUUCAGUGCAAGAUUGACCUUUCUGCUUGCACACCUCGAUGACGCGGUUGAAUAUUUUUAUUACGGUGUUGCAAUGCAAGUUUAACAGGUCUAUGAAAGCAGUUUUGCCUUUGCAAUGCUUACAUUUGCAUAACCGUGAUGUUGACAAGAUUACACCUAGCCAUUUGAAGAAGACGUCAAGGAACAUUCCAAAUACAAACGAAAUUCUGGUUAUGAGCGUGUCGUGUAUCUUUUUUAGGGGAAAAUAUUUCUCGCACCGUCAGAACUAAUAGACCUAUGAAAACUAACUUGUGGCAUUAGCUUGAAGUUCUGGUCACUUCCACAGAAUCUUGCAAUACUUUCACGUUUUGUUGUGACGGUACAAUGUAUUUUAUGACGGGUAUUUCUAUUACGACAAAAAUUCUUGCCGUGGCAACAGCUAAAUGCCGGUGUUAAUUUCUUAGGAAAAAGAAUUCUGUCGUUGCAAAAAAAAUGUUCUCUUGUGUUUAGCGGCUGCCUAAUCUUUGCGCGCUAACCAAUACGGUUUAUCGCAUUGAUUAAAAAAAAACCUUUUUCGUGCUUGGUGUGUAACGGUCUAAUGUACAUUGUAUGCGUGAGUUGCAAUAAUGCGCAUUGACUGCGCAUGGACGUUUCUGAAAUGAAAUAAAAAAACUUUUUACAUACACGCUGAAAAUGCAAAUGCCAAUCUACAACCGACGGUGACAUAACCGGCGCAUCAUUGUUGGCUGGCACUAAUUAAGCUUCCUCCCAAUAUUUACACUUAUAAACAAACUGAAGUUUAGAACCGGUGCAUGAUGUAACAAUAUAAACGUAUGAAGUUUGAAACAUCAGCGGACGCGAAAGUGAAAUGUUACAGCUGCGCUGCUUGUUUAUGGCUUCAAUGUUUAGAAUCCUUAGCCGAGCGUGUGGCCAAGCGAUUUUCAGUGACGUCACAGCAGUGUUACGUAACACGUCGACGUGCCUGUUCGCCGUGCUCUGCGCCCAAAUUUUAUCGAGAUUGUCGCCACUUGUUCGUGCUGUCGCUCUGGUCGCGCCUACGCAGACGUCGUUGCGUUGGCACAUUUUUUGCGGUUCCUCCCUUGGACAUAUACGACCUAUGCAAUGCCGAACAGCAAUAUGUGUAUGCCAAGAUUGUGCUCAAUAAAAGCACCCUUAUAUUCCUUACA
This is a messenger RNA of Dermacentor silvarum, 12455 nucleotides long. RefSeq lists its product as uncharacterized. The coding region runs from base 448 to 2568 and encodes 706 amino acids. The transcript is spliced from 2 exons. Lineage: Eukaryota; Metazoa; Arthropoda; Arachnida; Ixodida; Ixodidae. The record is from RefSeq and is a predicted model, not a curated record.